Messenger RNA from Ictalurus furcatus (blue catfish), 553 nucleotides. Its product is annotated as acylphosphatase-2-like. Bases 92 to 406 code for a protein of 104 amino acids. Gene Ontology annotation, molecular function: acylphosphatase activity. The transcript has 4 exons. The record is from RefSeq and is a predicted model, not a curated record. Lineage: Eukaryota; Metazoa; Chordata; Actinopteri; Siluriformes; Ictaluridae.
GCUGUUUUAACAGUGGGACUUGCUCUUUAAAUAUUUUUGGUGGUCCAGUCCAAGUAACUUGAUCCAGAGUCUUCACAAGUGCAGCUUGGUAAUGUCUGGUGAAGCUGGUUCAAGUGGCAGCGAUCUCUGCUCUGUGGAUUUUGAGAUAUUUGGCUAUGUUCAGGGUGUCUGCUUUCGUAUGUACUCGGAGAGGAAGGGACUCAGUCUUGGUUUGGUUGGCUGGGUGAAGAACACAAACAAGGGGACAGUGGUGGGACAGGUUCAGGGACCACGUCAUCUGGUCAAUGAAAUGAAGGUAUGGCUGAGUAAGGAGGGAAGCCCCAGCAGCCGUAUCACUCGGGCUGUUUUCAAAAAUGAGAAGGUCAUCCCUAAGCUGGAGCUCUCAGGCUUCUCCACCCGAUUCUGACAUACAACCCAAACAGCCACUUCUACUCCAUGUAUAACUACCAUGUCUCGUGCUGUAAACUCACCAUUACUAAUCCCACAACCAAAGAUCAGCCACUAUAUCAUCAUCAUUUAUAACAGAUGAAUCUGUAAAGAUAUAACACAUUUU